AUAAUCUAGGAGUAAUAAAAACGGGAAACACUUACCUGGUAAAAAUGGCGGCAGCUGAUCUUGAACCGUGAUAUGGGAACAGCAGGAGGUUCUUGGAUCUCAUGGGUCUACCCCUUCCAGAGGUCUCAUUCAAGGUCAAGUACCGCAUCAGAAGUGUCGGAGUAUUUCAGUGCAAACGACUGGACACCAGAUCCUAACAGAAAGACUGUUUCUUGGGAUGAAGUUAACUUUGAGAAGGUUAGAGUUUUUAAUGGUUCAGGAGACCAAGUCAAUCUUGUUAAAGUGGUUCCAAGUCCGCCACCUCGGUCCGUUAAGAAGGUGCCACCUCGCCCAAAACCUGAGCUCCAGAAACAGAUCAGAGGAUUUACAAAAUUACCCUUAAAGACAAUUGAACGUAGAAAAAAUUCGAAAAAGAAAUGUCCACCAAAUAUUCGCAAAAAGCACACUCCAGAGAAAUAUUUUAUCGACGAGAUGAAUCGUAUUGAUAAAUUGGUAGAAAGGGAAGCUUACGGAGUGUCUAAAUACAGGGUUAUCCAUCAAAAGACAUCAAGGUUUGAUGUAUCAAACUUACCAUCUGAGAGUGAGAUUAAGGGAGGAACACUAGAUUUCAACCCAAAACUUGGGCCUCUGCUUUCAAAGUACGAGAAUCUUAAAACAAUUUCCCUUGAACUGCAUGACCGGCACACACUGCAAUGUGAGGGACUCCAGAGGACCAGUCCUGUCCAGGAGAUAGCGGAUGAUAUCUGCAAGGAUUUACAGGAUAUGACAUAUGAAAAUGAGAAGGUUGAAGCGAAGAGCAGUCCCCAGGAGGAGAACGAUGUUGAAGUAAAGGUAAACACGGACAGUCCAUAUGAGGUUAAGGAAAUAUCGUUACAAGCUCUACAAGAAGCCGGCAUCAAGCUGAUAAAAGUUGAGCCUGUGUACACCACAAUCAGUGCUCUUCACCUAGGAGAACCCUCUCCGGAGACAACAUACUCACCGGACACAACAGAUUCUCUGGAGACAACAGAUUCUCCGGAUACAACAUAUUCUCCAGAGACAAUAGACUCACUGGAGACAAUAGAUUCACCGUCAGAUAGCGAUAGACCCUCAACUCCUACCACCACCCCACGUGUCACAGUCCCCAUUGCCAUGUCCUUUAAUAGUGAGGACACUGAUAUGUUCGAAGGAAAGACAGUAUCGUUCAGGGACACUACUGGUAAGGGCGAACUUCACUCAGUAUUCUGCUAUUCCGGGUCGGAGGAGUCCCUUGCUUUUGAUGCUUCCACUGUUAUAACGCUGCCGAGAGAAGUUGACGAGCUCUCUGAUAUUGAAAUAGAUUUACCUGACUCAGAGGUUAGGAAUACUGGCUCAGAGAAUAUAAAUCCUGUUUUGGUAAUGACUUCUGAAGAUGUGAUGCUGCAGCUGGAAAAGGAUUUUGUGAACAUUGGAGACACUAUGGAGUUUCUAUUAGACUCAGCUCCUAAAUAUAACGCUCUACCUAGAAGGAUUCGUCAGGACUCUUUAUCACAAACUAGAGAAGAUAUAGUAUCACUUACUAGAACCUGUGAGAUAACAGGUAGUGUCGAGAUUCUUGGCAAUGUUUCAGAAGAAAAAUCAUCGGUUACAGCAGAAGAUCUACUGGUUCAAGAGGAGAAAUUAGGUGUUUUGAGUCAUGAAAUAUCCGAGAAAAGAUCGCCAGUAAAUGUGUCGCCAGUCAAGGAAUCUUCAGGUGAAUCUUUGCUGGAAUUUUCAGCUGCCGUAGAUAGUGCUGCGAUAAACUUUACAGAACUAGACUUACCCCUAAUUGAAAAAGAUACGUCAGAAAAAAUAUCCGAUGCAAUUGUAACCAAAGAAACUUGGCCGAUCCAUCCUGCUAGUGCAAAUGUAAAUCCUGCUGUUUCCAGAAUAAUUCACGAUUCUUCUCAUUCUGAAUCUGAUGGUUUUAACUUUGUGGAAGAUAGUAGUCAACAAGAUACUAAGUCAGAAAUGGACGGUUUAGAAGAGGGGAAGGAAGAUGGUCUAUCAGAAUCAGCAACUGAUGUAAGUUUUCACUAAAAGCAUCGUUAUCAGCAAUAACUUUAAUUUAUUUUCUCAUUAAUAUGUGUCCUGGAAACAUAUCGACUGAAAGUUCUAUUUGAAAGAAGUUGGUGCUUUUAUGUUACUUUUAUGAAAUAGAGUUCAAGCUACGGCCGAGCGUUUAACAGAACGUUUGAGAGAAUGGGCUCUUAUAAAUGUAAAACAUCCAUCAUACAUCAUAGAUUGAUUUGUAAGAGAUUGAUUCUGUCUCAUAUUUUAUUUGAAAUACGUUUACCAGAUAUGUCCCUGGUUUUGAAACUUUGGCCGAAUAAAAUAAGUUUGGUAUAAAUAUUUCUGUUCUGUAAUUCACCUAAAUGCAUAUUAAAAUUAUUCCUCGUAUUGUCUGAACUCUAAACUUUAAUUUCCAUUUAAAUAUCUUAAGCAGAAUUAGCUUGCCAACACUGAAAUAAAUCUUUAUUACUAGAAUAUUCUUAACCGAAGAUUGAAGCUGGAUAUGCCGGGUAAAUUUUCAUAGUCGGUAUAAGAUAUUUGACUGAAAGUGAAAAACGAUCCCCAGUUUGACCUGGUACACCCUUGCGUUGAAAUGAUUACAGGAAGUUGACAUCCAGAUCCUUUCAACAAGUUGAUCAACAGUAGACAGCUCCCCGGAUGGUCGUGCGUUAUUUUAUACACUGAGUCUGAACUGUCUGGUUAACCACAGACAAUUGUGAAGGGAGUAGUGGAGUUGAGUUAAUGGAGUUUACACCCCCGAUGAUCCUUGGGUGCUAGUUUAGUUUAAACACUAUGUAGUCCAGUUUUAGUUUUAUAAAGUGGUCGGUUUGCUAUGUUUGAUGGUUUGGUUUGCUCUGAUCAGAUAAGUCAAUCCCUUUAAUUUUAUUUCAUUUUAUAUUUCAUUUUU
This is a messenger RNA of Bolinopsis microptera, 2917 nucleotides long. RefSeq lists its product as uncharacterized. Bases 73 to 2037 code for a protein of 654 amino acids. Lineage: Eukaryota; Metazoa; Ctenophora; Tentaculata; Lobata; Bolinopsidae. The transcript is spliced from 5 exons. The record is from RefSeq and is a predicted model, not a curated record.